Messenger RNA from Actinia tenebrosa (Australian red waratah sea anemone), 3064 nucleotides. RefSeq names its product tRNA (guanine(6)-N(2))-methyltransferase THUMP3. Gene Ontology annotation, biological process: tRNA methylation. Lineage: Eukaryota; Metazoa; Cnidaria; Anthozoa; Actiniaria; Actiniidae. The record is from RefSeq and is a predicted model, not a curated record. Gene Ontology annotation, molecular function: RNA binding; tRNA (guanine) methyltransferase activity.
CGAAGGCAAGAUGGUGGACGAAGAGUGUCGCACGUGUCUUUUGUGUGGGACAGUUGUGACCGGAUUUGAAGCGAUAGCCGCUUCAGAAUGCACGGAAAAACUCAACUGCAAACCAACGAAGAAGCAGGGAAAAAUGUACUUUGAAAUUCCUGUAGAAUCAGUCGAAAAAGCUAAUAAAUUGUGUUCAGUUGAGCACUUGUUCGUAGUCGUGAAGAAGGUCGAAGAUUUUGGCAUCAGUAACAGCGAUGAGGACAAGGAAACUGUACUAAAUAGGUUCGGUCAACUUGUGAAUGAAAUUAAUUGGGACCAAGGCCUUGAAAUAUGGAGGGAUUGUACCAACUAUCAAGGACCUUUGAAACUAGUUGAGAAACCACGUGAUAGCAGUGCUGAUGAUGCUGAUGAUAAUAGUACAUGUAAUGAAAGUGUUUCUAAAAAAGCAAAAACUGAAGACUUUUCAUCCCUUCCAAGGUUUCGUGUAACUUGUGCUAGAACAGGAUCGAAGCACAGUUUUUCAUCCAUGGAGGCAGCGGCAAGCUUUGGAGGGGCAAUAAAUGAUUUAUUUCACUGGCGUGUGGACUUAUCAAAUGCAGAUAUUGAGGUACUGCUGAAUAUUACUAACAACACCUUGGUAAUUGGUAUUGCACUUACUCGGCAGUCAUUAGGAAAGAGAAAUAUACAACAUUUUGGUCCAACAACUCUGAAGUCCUCAAUAGCAUAUUGUCUUCUACACUUGGCAUGCAUUAAUCCUGGUGAUAUAGUCUGUGACCCCAUGUGUGGGGGAGGGUCCAUACUAAUAGAGGGGGUCCUCAACUGGCCAAUGGCAGCUCAUUUCUGUGGUGAUAAUCAUGAACUGGCCACUGCAAGGGUUCUGGCAAACUUGAAAUGUAUCUCUGAAGAUGAAAAGAGAUGUUUCCCUCAAGAUAUCUACCAAUGGGACACAUGUAACCUACCCCUAAGGACUAGCACUGUUGACGUUAUGGUAACAGAUAUGCCAUUUGGCAAGAAAAGUGGGUCACGACAACUCAACUGGACACUUUACCCCAAGGCUUUGACUGAAAUGGCCAGGGUCUGCCCACCCAAAACAGGCCGUGCUAUCAUUCUGACGCAGGACAAGAAAGUGAUGAAAAAAGCUUUGAAUCAGGUUUCACAGUGGUGGAAAGUGAAGUCAACUUUGUGGAUUAACAUGGGAGGGUUACAAGCUGGUGUUUAUGUGCUUUUAAGAAGCGAGAAAAGUCUUUUAGAUGCCUAGUAUGUAUUAUUGUAGUACUAUAGCUCUAGUACUUUAGCUUGCAUUUAUUCCUAGCACUUGGAAGGUAUCAGUAAAUGUAAGAAAUUAUAAAUGAUUAAACAGUCUGAUCUCAUGAUGUAUUCCUGUGACAAUGUCCAUCAGGACAGAGGAGUUGCUCUGGAUUUCCUGUGUCCUAAGCAUUGACUAACUUUCAUGUGUUUUGGAAAAUCACUUUUGUGAAAGAGCUUCCCUCAAUAAAGAUUGUUAUCAAUAUCUACCAAUGACUAAACAAUGAUUACCAUUGAUUAAAAAUCUAUUUCAUAGCUUAAAAUUAUUAAUGGAAUGCUCUAUAUCUAUAGUGAUUUUAUUCCCCUAAAACAGGAACUGCUAGAUCACAGUUAACAUAAUACCAGGUUUGAAGAGAACCAUAGGAGUAGUGAUGGUCUAUAGGUCGCUUGCAUGUGACAUCAAAGCAGCUCAAUUUAUAGGACAAAACAAAAGAAUGUCAACAUUGCUUAACAUGCUGCAAGGUAUCUAUUGUUCAUGAAGGUAUUACCAACUUCAAUCAGCAUUUUGCUGCCAAUUCCAUUUGUUUGACCUUGGAUUCUACUUUGUGAGUUAUAAAAAAAUAGAAUGACAAUCAUGAUAGUUUAAUCAGAGACAUCAGAAAUCAAUUUAAAGAAGAUAAGUUAUCAGAGGUGUUAUUUAGAGCUUUUGUCCUGUUCCAGUUACUGUAAAUGGUAAAUUAUGUACCAAAAUUUAUUUCUUAUUUGAGUAAAUACAUAAUUUCAAUUAUUAUAAUUUUAUUAUUGUUUUAUAGUUUUUUAGAAACAAUUUUACAAUGCAUGCAUACACAUGCAAACAUUUUUAGUUAAACUAUAAGCAUUUAACUGAAAAUAUUUUGCUUAUAAUUAAAGAAUCUGAGUGCAAACAAUAUAACCGUGAAACUUUAGUAAUACUAAAUAGCACAAUUUCAUGCAAAUUCCAUUGUUUUCUAUUGUUUAAUUAGAACUAUUUUGUACUAUUUAGUAAUUAGUGUUUCACGGAUUAAUUGUUUGCACUCUAUCCUUUUGUUUUCAAUUGUUUAAUUGGUGCUAUUUUGUACUAAUACUAUUACACAAAUAUACACGUAAUUCAAAAACCUUCUCAUCACCAAAGGCAAUAGAUCAUUCUGACAUGGAUAUGGUUUCACUGAUUACAAAGAAUAUUAAAUCAGUUUCAACAAUAAAAAUAAGAAGCAGAAACAUAAGUUAUGCCAGCUAUUUUUUGAUCUUGGAAUGACCUAUCUUCUAUCGCUUUUCGCCUAUCACCUUUGGCGAUGACAACGUUUGUUGAAAUAGGUGCACUCUUUACAUAAAUAUGAAGCACACUUAAAGUGUGUGCCAUAUAUUUGUGAAACAAAUUACUACGCCACAUAGAGCUUAAAAGUAUUUAUUUGACUAUUACACGUUGACUAGUAUUUUUUAUUUCAAUGGUUCAAUGCCUUUACUCUAGUUAUAAUCUACUAUUUAGCUGUAAAAAAGCUAAGAAUUCAUUCAGGAAUGAACCAAACAAAAAGGUAGCAACAUCCACUAUUUUGUACAAAAUAGCUGCAAUUAGACAAUACAUUUUUUGGUUUUGUUUCACAGAUAUAUGGUGUGUACUCCACAAUAAUUUACUACAUUUUAUAGAUUUAUUGGUCAAAAACGAAGCAUUCAAAGCAAAAAAGGCUGCAUAGACAGUUUUUUAGGGUUAACGUAAUAAAGUACUUGGUGAAGAGUGUCAAAGUGCAGCUUGAAUCCAAGAUCAGAAUUUUAUCAUCUCUUAAUGAAAAAAUAAGAUUUCACAAAAACAAAA